AUGAGAUGGACACCAACAAGUGUUGAAGAAAUGAGGGCAUUUUUUGGAUGUCUUAUUUACAUGGGCCUCUGUCAGCUGAGUGAUAUACGGAAUUAUUGGUCAGAGGCACUUGGCCAAGAGAGAAUCAGUAGUGUUUUCAGUCGAAACAGAUUCACUGACUUGUUCAGAUAUCUGCAUUGCAAUGACAAUACGAUGGCAUUAUCAAAGAAUGAUCCCAAUCAUGACAAACUGCACAAAGUAAGGCCAGUGGUGAAUUUGCUGCAGCAAUCCUUCAAACAGUUUUGGGUACCACACCAGCAAAAUAGUAUAGAUGAGCGCAUGAUUCCAUUUACUGGCAGAAGUUCUAUCAAGCAGUACAUGAAGGACAAGCCAAACGAAUGGGGCUUCAAAAUGUGGAAACUUGUUGACUCUGUUUCAGCAUAUUUAUAUGCGUUUGAUAUAUAUACAGGCAAAGGAGCUGAACGGGAGGUUAGACUAGGUCAACAUGUUGUUUUGAAGUUGGCAAAAGAACUACAACUGGGGCAGCCGUGGAUGUUGUUUUUUGACAACUUUUUUUCAUCAGUUGACCUUAUAGAUCAGCUGUUUGAAAGAGGUAAACUUGCUACGGCAACAAUUCGACCUAAUCGUGCUGGUUUGCCAAUAGAGGUGAAAAAUGCAAAGCUAGAGACAGGGGAAAUGAUUUGGAGGAUGAAAGAUCCACAGACUGUGGUUACCAAGUGGAAGGACACCAAAGAGGUUCUCCUCAUUAGUUCUAUGAGCAGAGCAGUGCCAUCAGAAACUGAUUUUGUUACAAAAUCCCAAAAAGGCACUGCUGAAAAAACCACAAGAACAUUCUCACUGUGUGUCAUUCAAUAUAGAAAGAGAAUGGGUGGAGUUGACACCAAUGAUCAAAUGAUAGCCUACCAGAAUUUGUCAAGAAAAUCUUACAGAUGGUGGGUGCCCAUCUUUUUGGACUUGUUCAAGCAAGCAAUUGUAAAUGCUUGGAUCCUGGAACAAUAUCAGCCAGAUGCAAAAAAGCGGGGGCAAAAAGAGUUCCGGAUCGAGCUAUUUCAAAGUCUUGUUGGAACAUUUUCUGCAAGAAAGAGAGAAGCUGGUCAACAGCCAAAUGCUACAAAGAGGUUUGAUGGCAAUCAGCAUUUUUUUGUCAAAUCUGAGAAAAGAGGAUUUUGCAAGAAUGUUUGUGGAAGCAAGGUCUUUUACAAAUGUACAAAAUGCGAAAUUUUUCUUUGCAUUGUCUGUUUUUAUAACUACCACAAGAGACUUUGA
Rhopilema esculentum is the source of this 1266-nucleotide messenger RNA. RefSeq names its product piggyBac transposable element-derived protein 3. NCBI's taxonomy places the organism in Eukaryota, Metazoa, Cnidaria, Scyphozoa, Rhizostomeae, Rhizostomatidae. The record is from RefSeq and is a predicted model, not a curated record.